AAAAAUCGAUUUAGUUCGACGAGGAAAAACGACCCCCGCGUCCAACACACCAGCCCCAAGCCAGAGGGAGAUUAGUAGUAGUAACGACAGUCCUUCAAACAUUACGCAGUCAAUCGUCGGGCAAUACUCCAAGGUUUGCCCAGCAGAGAGUAAAAGAAAAAGAAGUGUGAAGAUAACACAGAACGUGCAGCGCAAACAAAACGAGUGAAAGUGCAAAAUUAUAACAUAAAUCUAUGCUACUGGCGUUUUCAACAAUUUCUUCCAGCCAGUAACAGCCUCAGUCAACGUCAGCCCCCGUAGCACCCAGCACCGAGAAUCGAGCGUUUCCACCCCCAACAAUAAAAAAAAAGAGUGCACGCCGCUUUGUGGGUUAUUAAAUAAAUUGAAGCAUUAACAGGCAAGUCAACUAACUCAAACCCGUUCACAGCAACCGCGUCGUUGACAUCGAGCCACACAAGCCCCAACAACAACAACAAAAACAACAGCAACACGAUGGCGUUCGCUGGACUAAAGAAACAGAUCAACAAAGCCAACCAGUAUAUGACGGAGAAAAUGGGCGGUGCGGAGGGCACCAAGCUGGAUAUGGACUUUAUGGAUAUGGAGCGUAAGACGGACGUGACCGUGGAACUGGUGGAGGAGCUGCAGCUGAAGACCAAGGAAUUUCUGCAGCCAAAUCCAACGGCGCGUGCCAAAAUGGCCGCCGUGAAAGGCAUCUCGAAGCUGUCGGGACAGGCUAAGUCCAAUACGUAUCCCCAGCCUGAAGGUCUGUUGGCUGAAUGCAUGUUGACUUAUGGUAAGAAGCUCGGCGAGGACAACAGCGUGUUCGCGCAGGCGCUCGUCGAAUUCGGCGAAGCGCUGAAACAAAUGGCCGACGUCAAGUAUUCGCUGGACGACAACAUCAAGCAGAACUUUUUGGAGCCCCUGCAUCAUAUGCAGACCAAAGACCUUAAGGAGGUCAUGCACCAUCGAAAGAAGCUGCAGGGCCGGCGUCUCGACUUUGACUGUAAACGUCGCCGACAGGCCAAAGAUGAUGAAAUUCGUGGUGCUGAGGAGAAGUUCGCCGAGUCAUUGCAGUUGGCGCAAGUAAGCAUGUUCAAUUUAUUGGAGAACGAUACUGAACAUGUCUCACAACUCGUGACCUUCGCUGAAGCACUUUACGAUUUUCACUCUCAGUGCGCCGAUGUACUGCGUGGCCUGCAGGAGACGCUACAGGAGAAACGUGCCGAGGCUGAGAGCCGGCCACGCAAUGAAUUUGUGCCCAAGACGCUGCUCGAUCUGAACUUGGACGGCGGUGGCGGCGGCCUCAUUGAUGACGGCACGCCGUCCCACAUUAGCUCGAGCGCCUCGCCGUUGCCCUCGCCGAUGCGCUCGCCCGCCAAGUCAAUGGCCGCGACACCGCAUCGCCAGCAGCAGCCAUGCUGCCAGGCCCUCUACGACUUCGAUCCCGAGAACCCAGGCGAACUGGGCUUCAAGGAGAACGACAUCAUAACGCUCCUCAAUCGCGUCGACGACAAUUGGUACGAAGGUGCCGUCAAUGGCCGAACCGGCUACUUCCCCCAGUCGUACGUGCAGGUGCAGGUCCCCCUGCCCAAUUAGAUUGCCUGCAUGUUGAUCAUAAUAACAAACUGAAUGUUGGUUUCGCAGCUUGGCACAUAGUAUAAAUGCAAAAAGAGAUGCAGACAAUUGUAGAUGGUUAUAUAUGGUUAGAGUUACGAUUACGGCUUAGCUAGCACAGCACCUUCAUGUGGCCAUAAAAACAUCUAUUGAAACGGCGCAAAUGCGAAACAAAAAAUA
Drosophila arizonae is the source of this 1794-nucleotide messenger RNA. It is a transcript of the gene EndoA, whose product is annotated as SH3 domain containing GRB2 like, endophilin-A. Gene Ontology annotation, molecular function: protein binding. The record is from RefSeq and is a predicted model, not a curated record. Gene Ontology annotation, biological process: synaptic vesicle uncoating. Gene Ontology annotation, cellular component: glutamatergic synapse; cytoplasm; presynapse. Lineage: Eukaryota; Metazoa; Arthropoda; Insecta; Diptera; Drosophilidae.